Ailuropoda melanoleuca (giant panda) is the source of this 4487-nucleotide messenger RNA. RefSeq names its product phospholipase B1 (gene PLB1). Gene Ontology annotation, molecular function: retinyl-palmitate esterase activity; A2-type glycerophospholipase activity; phosphatidylcholine lysophospholipase A1 activity. Gene Ontology annotation, cellular component: brush border membrane. The record is from RefSeq and is a predicted model, not a curated record. The transcript has 57 exons. Lineage: Eukaryota; Metazoa; Chordata; Mammalia; Carnivora; Ursidae. Gene Ontology annotation, biological process: phospholipid metabolic process. The coding region runs from base 1 to 4281 and encodes 1426 amino acids.
AUGGCAGAGGUGUUGCAGACCCUGAAGAAUUUUCAAUUCCCAUGCAACUCAGAGAAGUCAGGAUCCAGUGAGCCUCCGAAGUCAGUCCACUCUGUGAGACCUUCUGAUAUUAAAUUUGUGGCAGCCAUGGGCAAUGUGGAAACUCUUCCAGACUCAGGGACCGUCGACCCGGAGAAGCAAAAAUGGACUGACCAAAGGCCAGAGCGGGUGUGCAUGGAAGUAGUGACAGCCCUUUCAGACAUCAUCAGAUAUUUCAACCCCUCUGUUCUGAGGCCCCUGUGCGUCCCUGGGAAGAGAGCGGUACCCCACACUGGUGUUGAAGACUGGCAGGCGCAGGCCGAAGAACUGGUGAGGAGCAUGAAGGAGGACCAGGAACUUGACUUUCAAAAUGACUGGAAGCUCAUCAAUGUGUUUUUCAACUCAAGCCAGGAUUACGUCUGUCCCUCCGCCCAACAGCAGAGGCACACGGCGGGAGGCCUGCACCUUCUAGACGGGGCUCUGGACUACCUGCAACAGGAGGUCCCCAAAGCAUUUGUGAACCUGGUGGAUCUCUCUGAGACUCUGGUGCUCUCUCACUGGGACCAAGGGACUCAACUCAGCCCCACAGAAGAGCCCAGCAGGCACUCAGGGGAGAAUUUGAAGCUUUCCAAGGUGGUGACACAGGGGUCCUAUCAGGAGAGCUGGGACCAGCUCCUGGCCUCCAGCAAGUACAACGAGCAGGAGUCCUUCGUGGUGGUUUUCCAGCCUACCUUCUACGAGACCCCACCUUCGGUGAGUGAGGGCUGCCCACUCCAGGAUCCCAGCACCCUCGCCUUGAAUCUCUGGAACAGCAUGAUGAAGCCAGCAGGACAGAAAGAUGAGCCAUUCGGUGCAGGAGAGACAAGGCCAGUGACCUGUCCCUCUCAGGAGAAUCCCUACCUGUUCACCUACAAGAACAGCAAGUACCUGCCCAGGCUGCUGCACUCUCUCGAGAAGCUUGAGGUGAGAGAUGGAAUGGAAAUCACGUGCCCCAACAAGGACCCCUCCGACACAAUUCCCACCUCAGUUCACAGGUUGAAGCCAGCUGACAUCAAGGUCAUUGGAGCCCUGGGUGACUCUCUCACGGCUGGUAAUGGGGCCGGAUCCAAGCCUGGGGAAGUGUUGGAUGUCUUGACUCAGUACCGAGGCCUGUCCUGGAGCAUCGGAGGCGAUGGCAACCUCAGCAGCGUCAUCACCCUCCCAAACAUCCUCCGGGAAUUCAACCCUUCCCUGAGGGGCUUCUCUGUGGGCACUGGAAAAGAAUACAGUCCUGGAGCCUUCCUAAAUCAGGCUGUGGCAGGAGCCCGAGCCCAGGAUUUACCUUUUCAGGCCAGGAGGCUGGUGGACCUGAUGAAGAAUGACAUGAGCAUAAAUUUUCAGGAAGAUUGGAAGCUAAUAACCCUGUUCAUAGGAGGCAAUGAUCUCUGUGAUUUCUGCAGUGACCCGGUCCACUAUUCUCCCCAGAACUUCGUGGACAACAUCGGGAAGGCUCUGGAUAUCCUCCAUGCUGAGGUUCCUCGGGCAUUUGUGAACCUGGUAAAAGUUCUGGAGAUCAUCAGCCUGAGGGAGCUGUACAAGGAGAAGAAAGUCAGCUGCCCAAGGCUGAUCCUCAGGAAGCUGUGCCCCUGUGUCCUAGAGCUUAGUGAUAACUCAGCAGCGCUUGCCUCCCUCAUCGAAUUGAAUAAGAAAUACCAGGAGGGGACUCACCAGCUGGUUGAGAGCGGUCGGUACGACACAAGGGAGGAUUUUACGGUGGUGGUGCAGCCAUUCUUCGAAAAAGUGGACAUGCCAAAGACGUCGGAGGGACUGCCCGACAACUCGUUCUUUGCUCCCGACUGUUUCCACUUCAGCAGCAAAGCUCACGCUCACGCGGCCAGUGCCCUCUGGAACAACAUGCUGGAACCUGUCGGCCAGAAGACAACACAGCACAAGUUUGAACACGAGAUCAGUAUCACCUGUCCGAACCAGUCCUGGCUGUUUCUGAGCACCUACAAGAACAGAGUGCAGAGUCAUGGGAGCCAGCUGCCAUGCAGGGACAGAGCUCCUUCUGCCUCGAGGCCCACCUCAGUGCACACCCUGCGACCGGCAGAUAUCCAAGUCGUGGCUGCGCUGGGGGAUUCUCUGACCGCCGGCAAUGGAAUUGGCUCCAAACCAGAUGACCUUUCUGAUGUCACCACUCAGUACCGGGGGCUGUCAUACAGUUCCGGAGGGGACGACUCCCUGGAGACUGUGACCACCUUACCGAAUAUCCUUCGGAUGUUUAACGGAAACCUCACAGGCUACUCAGUGGGCACGGGUGAUGUCAAUGACACAAAUGCGUUCCUCAAUCAGGCUGUUCCUGGAGCAAAGGCUGAGGAACUUAUGAGCCAAGUCCAGACUCUGGUGCAGAGGAUGAAAGAUGACCCCAGACUGAAUUUCCACGAGGACUGGAAGAUGAUCACGGUGCUGAUCGGAGGCAGUGAUUUGUGUGACUACUGCACGGAUUCGAAUCUGUAUUCUGCAGCCAACUUUUUUGACCAUCUCCGCAACGCCUUGGACGUCCUGCACAGAGAGGUGCCCAGAGCCCUGGUCAACCUCGUGGACUUCCUGAGCCCCAGUGUCCUGAGGCAGGCGUUUCUGGGCAAUCCGGACAAGUGCCCUGUGCAGCAAGCCAGCGUGUUAUGUAACUGUGUUCUGACCCCGCGGGAGAGCUCCCAAGAGCUGGCCAGGUUGGAGGCCAUCACCCAAGCCUACCAGAGCAGCAUGCGGGAGCUGGUGGAGUCAGGCCGCUACGACACCCGGGAGGACUUCUCUGUGGUGCUUCAGCCCUUCUUCCGUGACAUCCGGCUCCCCCUCCUGGCGGAUGGGCGCCUGGAUAUGUCCUUCUUCGCUCCAGACUGUCUCCACCCAAGUCAGAAAUUCCACACUCAGCUCUCCAGAGCCCUUUGGGUCAAUAUGCUUGAGCCGCUGGGAAGGAAAACGGAGACCCUGGACCUGGCAGCAAAUAUAGCCCUCUCCUGCCCCACUCAGAGCGAGCCCUUCCUGAGAACGUCCCGGAACAGCAACUAUACCUACCCCACCGAGCCGGCCGUUGAGAACUGGGGCAGCGACUUCCUGUGUUCAGAGUGGAAUCCUUCCAACAGUGUCCCCACCUCAGUCCAUGAGCUCCGGCCAGGAGACAUCAAAGUGGUGGCCGCCAUGGGUGACUCGCUGACCACAGCAUUGGGAGCCCGACCGAGCAACUCCAGCAACCUACCCACGUCCUGGAGGGGACUCUCUUGGAGCAUUGGAGGGGAUGGCAUCUUGGACACCCACACCACACUGCCCAAUAUUCUGAAGAAGUUCAACCCUCACAUCCUUGGGUUCUCCACCGGUACCCUGGAGGAGACAGCAGGGCUGAAUGUAGCCGUGGAAGGAGCCAGAGCAAGGGACAUGCCGACCCAGGCCCAGGACCUGGUGGAGCGAAUGAAAAACCACCCGGAAAUCGACCUAGAGAGUGACUGGAAGCUGAUCACGCUCUUCAUUGGGAGCAACGACAUAUGUCAUUACUGCGAGAAUCCGGAGGCCCACUCAGCUGGGGAGUACAUUCAGCAUAUCCACCAGGCCCUGGACAUCUUCUAUAAAGAGCUUCCAAGGGCUUUCAUCAACGUGGUGGAGGUCAUGGAGUUGGGUGGCCUACACGAGGUCCAAGGCGGGAAAUGUGACACGCUCCUGGCUGCGCGGAGCAACUGUACCUGCCUCAGCCAUUCCCAGAAGAAUUCCCUGGAGCUGCAGGAACUGAAGCAAGUGAACUGGGACGUCCAGAGUGGCAUCUCCAGGUUGUCCUACGGGCCCCAGUACCUGCAGCGUGAGGACUUCACUGUGGUCGUGCAGCCUUUCUUCCAAAACACUCUUGUCCCCCUGAACAGCAGAGGGGGCGUUGACCUCACCUUCUUCUCCGAGGACUGUUUCCACUUCUCAGAACGCGGCCAUGCCGAGAUGGCCAUCGCACUCUGGAACAACAUGCUGGAGCCGGUGGGCCAGAAGACAACCUCCAACAACUUCACCCACAGCCGAACCAAACUCAAGUGCCCCUCUCCGGAAAGCCCUUACCUCCACACCCUGAGGAACAGUCAGCUCCUCCAAGACCGGUCUGAAGCGGACCCCAACGUGCUCUCCUGGGCCGUGCCAGUGGCGGCAGGAGGCGGCCUUGUCCUUGGGGUGGGCGCCAUGAUGGUCUGGAGAGCCGUCAGAGGUCGCCAGCAGGAAACUCCUCCAACGAGCCUGAACACGAUGAGCUUCUAAGCCUCCCGCCAUGUGCAGGCGCUCACCCGAAAAUCCCCAGCCACGCUCCUCACCGGCCCUCUACCUCAGCCACCGUGGCCACCGCAGAGAGCCUUUGCUUCAACACCUGGCAACACUGGAUGCCAAAGGGACAGUCACGACUCCUUGGGGUCUGGGGCCUACGUGCCUGGAAUUGCCAGAUUUAAAUAAAGUCCAAAGUCAUUCUA